AUGAAGAGAAAGCUCGACGCAAACGACGUGCCCUCACCGGAGGCUACCGAGGCGAAAGACCAGAAGAAUGCCGACAGCGCAGAAGACUUUGAGAGCCUCAGUCUCGAUCCUCGACUGCGCCAAGCCCUGGUCAAGGAGAAGUUCAGCAAGCCCACGCCAGUUCAAGCGAAGGCCAUUCCUCUAGCUCUUGAAGGAAAGGAUAUCCUAGCUCGCGCAAAGACCGGCUCCGGCAAGACGGCCGCAUACGUCCUCCCCAUCCUACAAACUAUUCUCCAGAAGAAAACGAUCGACCCCGCCCUGAAGGCGACGACCGGGCUAAUCCUAGUCCCCACACGAGAGCUCGCGGAGCAGGUCCAGAAAGUCAUCACUACAUUUGCUGCAUUCUGCGGAAAGGAUGUUCGCUCCGUCAACCUAACACAGAAAGUCUCGGAUGCGGUUCAACGGUCGAUGCUUGCAGAUUACCCGGAUAUUGUCGUAUCGACACCCGCCCGUGUCAUUGCCAACCUUGGUACCUCGGCCCUGUCUCUGGAGAACCUUACGCAUCUUGUGAUUGAUGAGGCGGACUUGGUGCUUUCAUACGGAUAUGAAGAUGAUAUCAACGCUUUGUCGAAGGCUAUUCCGCGGGGCGUACAGACAUUCCUUAUGAGUGCAACGCUCACUGCGGAGGUGGAUACACUGAAAGGAUUGUUCUGCCGCAACCCUGUCAUCUUGAAGCUGGAGGACAAGGAUGACCAUGGUGCUGGUGUUAACCAGUUCGUUGUUAGAUGCGCGGAGGACGAGAAAUUCCUUCUCACCUAUGUCAUUUUCAAGCUGCAGUUGAUCAAGGGCAAAGUCAUCAUAUUCGUCGGCGACAUUGACCGAAGUUACCGCUUAAAGCUUUUCCUGGAGCAGUUUGGCAUCAAGAGCUGUAUCCUUAACUCCGAGUUACCCGUCAACUCUCGAAUCCACGUCGUCGAAGAGUUCAACAAGGGCGUAUACGAUAUCAUCAUCGCCGCCGACGAGCAAGAAGUCCUCGGCGUCUCAAAAUCAUCGCGGAAAUCCAAAGACGCCACCGAAGCCAACGACAACGACGACGAAGCCCUAAGCGACGAAGACGAAGACGCAACAUCAUCCUCAAAACCCACCACCUCCGACAAACGCCGCAAGCUCACCAUCAAGCAAAAAGACUACGGCAUCUCCCGCGGCAUCGACUUCCAAAACGUCGCGUGCGUCCUGAACUUCGACCUCCCCACCUCCUCGAAAUCCUACACCCACCGCAUCGGCCGCACCGGCCGCGGCGGCAAAACAGGAAUGGCCCUCUCCUUCGUCAUCCCCUCCGACCUCUACGCAAAACACAAACCCACCUCCAUCUCCACCGCAAAACACGACGAGGCCGUCCUGAAGAAAAUCAUCAAGCGCCAGACAAAGCUCGGCCACGAGGUCAAACCCUACCACUUCGACAUGACGCAGGUCGACGCCUUCCGGUACCGAAUGUCCGAUGCCCUGCGCGCCAUCACCCGCCUCGCGAUCCAGGAAGCACGCGCCCGCGAAAUCCGCCAGGAGCUCGUCAAGUCCGAGAAGCUCAAGCGCCAUUUUGAGGAGAACCCCGAGGAGUUACGGCAGCUGCGUCAUGAUGGGGAGCUGCGUGCGGCGCGCAUCCAGCCGCAUCUUAAGCACAUCCCUGAGUAUCUCAUGCCGGCGAAGGGGAAGAAGGGGAUUUCGAAUGAGGAUGUGGGCUUUGUGGCGCUCAGGAAGACGGGGCCUGGGAAUCGGAUUCGGAAGGCGAGAGAUAGGAAUCGGGGGCGCGGGAAGACGGGGAGGAAGGUCGAUCCGUUGAAGACGUUUAAUCGGGGGAGGAAGUAA
This is a messenger RNA of Aspergillus mulundensis, 1842 nucleotides long. RefSeq names its product ATP-dependent DNA/RNA helicase (gene dbp9). The record is from RefSeq and is a predicted model, not a curated record. Gene Ontology annotation, molecular function: ATP binding; nucleic acid binding; RNA helicase activity. NCBI's taxonomy places the organism in Eukaryota, Fungi, Ascomycota, Eurotiomycetes, Eurotiales, Aspergillaceae. Bases 1 to 1842 code for a protein of 613 amino acids. Gene Ontology annotation, cellular component: nucleolus. The transcript has 4 exons.